Molecule: messenger RNA, 1795 nt
Organism: Xyrichtys novacula (pearly razorfish)
Lineage: Eukaryota; Metazoa; Chordata; Actinopteri; Labriformes; Labridae
Source: the annotation of a GenBank genome assembly
CGCCUUUUUUUCAGCAAUUCAAGAUUACAUAAUAGCUUCAGAUUAUUUCAUCGUCCCAUUUCACCUGAAUUUCACUCGACUGUUGCUGUCCUGCAGGUAUGGAUCAAUCAGUUUGUGUGGGCUUCGAUUUUCUCCAUGCAUUUCCAGUCAGUGAUUCGUGUUUUCUCGUCUGUGUCCUGUAGGUUUUGAGACAUAAACAUUAAGAACAAGUUGCAGCCAUGGCAGAAAAAGUUGUGCUUUAUUACUUCAACGGGAGAGGGAAAAUGGAGUCAAUCCGCUGGCUGCUGACAUUUGCAGGGGUUGAGGUAAGUUAAAGGAGAUGUUUAUAUAAGAUAAACAUUUUAUUUAUCUGCUUAUUUUCUAGAGUGGAACCUUGAACCCACGUGAUGUUUCUUAAAAUACUUCUAAUAUUUUAAUUCACAGUUUGAGGAGGUGUUUCUGACAAAACGGGAGCAAUAUGUGGAACUUUUAAAAGGUAAAUGGUUAAAAAAAAAUCUAUGUCUGUUCGAGGCUUAAACCGUGUCAGUGUAUUCUUUGGUUCUUUGGACUGUAUCCAAGUCACAUGAAGUUUUAAGCUUAAUCUCGCCUUUUGCCUUGGUUUUCAAUCAACUUCCACCUACAUGUGCUGUAACCUUGGAAAAAGACCAUAAUCUGAAUGCAAAUGCCUCACUAUGCUGUUUGACCUGUGCACAGACUUAGAGUUCACAGUAUAAAUCAGUGUUCUACCUGGGAGUGUCCACCUGAAUGAUCUGCUGUUAUUCUUCCUCCAGAUGGGUCACUCAUGUUUCAACAAGUUCCCAUGGUGGAGAUCGAUGGCAUGAAGCUAAUUCAGACAAAGGCCAUCCUGAAUUACAUUGCAGAAAAGUACAAUCUCCAUGGAAAAGACAUUAAAGAUCGUGUCAUGUAUGUUGUAUUUUUUAAUAAACGACAGAACCAUCAUUGUAUUGUCGGAUUUUAUGUGGUUAAUUUGUUACAGUUUAUAAUUCUGGCUCCCCUCAGGAUCAACAUGUACUCAGAGGGACUGACGGAUCUGAUGGAGAUGAUCAUGAUGCUGCCCUUCACUCAAGACCCCAAACCCAAACUGGAAAACAUUGAAACUAAAGCAAAAGAGCGUUACCUUCCCGUAUUUGAAAAGGUACAAGUAAUAAAUGAUCUUGGUUUGAAAUGACACAUUUGGUUGUUACAGAUAGUUAAAUAAGAUUUUUUUGCUUUUCUCAGGUGUUGUGUGAGACUGUUCACCUGGUGGGAGGUAAGCAUAGCAUGGCAGAUGUCCUUCUGGCUGAAUGCACGCUCAUGUUGGAGGAGAAAUUUCCAGGGAUUCUUGCUGAUUUCCGCAACAUCAAGGUAAAUGUCUUCAUAUGAAGCUCUAGUGUAGUGAUCAUAGCUGUGUACACUUCUAAAUAACUUGCCUCUACACGUCUCUCCAGUCUUUCCAGGGCAGGAUGACGGAAAACUUGUUCAUUAAGAAAUUCCUGCAAUCAGGCAGCAAGAGGAAGCCGCAGCCAGAUGAGCACUACGUGAAGACCGUCAUGGAGGUGUUUGACAUUAAAAAAAUACCAUUCCAGUAAAGGGACAUUUCUCUCACUGGCGCUUUAGAGUCAUAUUUAAGGAUAUCCUAUUCUGCAUAUGAAUCAAUAUCAUUUCCCUUAAUUUUGUGGUUAUUCGGUACACUGUUCAUCAUUAAGUGAAGGUCUGACCAGAACUAAAGCAAUUAUAAUGAUCUUAAAUAGCACCAUGAGGCUGUUUCACUGUGAAAAUUCUGCAAAAUAAAUUUUCUAUUUUUGAAGAAAACUAA